Bicyclus anynana (squinting bush brown) is the source of this 2659-nucleotide messenger RNA. Its product is annotated as beta-1,3-galactosyltransferase 1. The record is from RefSeq and is a predicted model, not a curated record. The transcript is spliced from 3 exons. Gene Ontology annotation, molecular function: hexosyltransferase activity. The coding region runs from base 211 to 1275 and encodes 354 amino acids. Gene Ontology annotation, cellular component: membrane. NCBI's taxonomy places the organism in Eukaryota, Metazoa, Arthropoda, Insecta, Lepidoptera, Nymphalidae.
UCAUUUUUUGUUGUCAGUCACUGACUUGUUUUUUAAAAUAAAUAUAUGUUUUUCAACGCGAGAUCGGCGGGAAAUCUUUAAUUGUAGAAUGCUUUUGUUUUUUAAAUAUGUGGUUUGCUAAAUAAUAUCGAGUUAUUUUCUAUAAAGCAAUAAAACGUGCAAAAUGUGAAAAAAAAUACUCAAUUAUUUGAUCAUAAAAUUAACUCGAAUAUGACCAGAAAAGUAGUAUAUUUAAUAGUUAUAGCUUUAUUGACCAUAUUAAUUUGGAUAUACCGCAGUUCAAAUUUAGAAUUCAACAACACAGUACUGGUAGUAACACAACAUAAUGUUAUUAAAGACACAAUAAUACAGCCCCGUAACAUAACUUGCAACCAAUCAUUCAUAGUGAUCAUUGUUACAUCCUACACUGGUCAUGUUGAACUAAGAAGCGCCCACAGGAGGGCAAUGCCCUCUUCCUACCUCUCCAAACUAAAUAUUACAAGGAUAUUCCUGUUGGCAAAGAUACCUAAACAGGAAAGAUAUAUAACACAAGAUGCCAUCAGAGAUGAAAGUAAUAUAUUUGGUGACAUACUACAAGGUUCUUUCUAUGAGCACUACAGAAAUCUCACCUACAAACAUCUCAUGGGACUAAAAUGGGCAUCUUCAGUAUGCCAAGACACAUCAUACAUACUGAAAGUUGAUGACGAUACUGUAUUUAAUAUUGACAAGACUUAUGAAUUUCUCAAAAACAUACCAACGUCGGACAGGAGCAGUUUUAUAAUGGGCUACAUUUUAAACAAUACAAAACCAAGGAGAAAUGAACAAAAUAAGUGGUAUGUCACAUGGGAUGAAUAUUCCAGGAGUGUUUAUCCUCCAUAUCUGUCGGGUUGGUACUACAUAAUGAGUCCCAAAAUUGCAGCACUGAUAUCUGCCGAAGCAAUCUACCAUCCAUUCUUUUGGAUAGAUGACAUUUUUGUAACCGGUCUGCUUACUGAAUCUCUUGGUAUAAAACUAAAGCAAUUGCCAAACGAUUACUGGCUUGAAUAUUAUGAAUUAUUAGAAUGUUGCCUUCGUGAUAUGGUCAAGAAGUCAAUAAAAUGUGACUAUAUUGUUGGGCCUAACGGUGGACGAAACAAUUUGAUUGUAGAAUUUAAUGAAGCUUUUGCCAAUUGUCAAAAAUGGGACAACUGUACCACAAGAACGCAAGAUAAUGACUUAAAGAAAAAAUGUGUUAUGUUUAGAGACAGAUCAUUAUUUAGCGACGGAAAGGCUGAAAUCCAUCAUAUUAAUUUAUAGUUUGAAAAUAUGAAUUUAUAAAUCAAACACACCUUUGUAAAAAUAUUAUAUUUAUCAUUUACAAUUACCUAUACUAUUUGUAUGACACUUGUUAAGCGUAGUCAGUUUUAAGCUUAAAUGAAAUGUGAAAUAAGAUAAAUUUAAUAUUAUUGCCAUGUUAACAAAUCUAAUCUUAUGUCAAAACAAUUGUACAACAAUGAUAAAACAUUAAAAAAAUUAAAUUCAAAAUGAUAUAUCUAUAAAUCAGUCAUUUAAUUGAGCAUUUGACUAAUUAUAACACAAAAAGUGCUAAGUACAUACUAAUAAUUCAUGCUAUUUUCUUUAUUUUUAACCAUUGAUUUCCUAUAAAAAAGUGGAUGCACAAUCAGAAACCAAAACGUCCCCACUCAAUGAGUACCAAACACAACAACUUCUUGGCACUCAAUUCAAGUAGUCGCAUUUGCAAAUUCAACCUUAAACUCAAUUCUUAAGGUUGAAUUUGGGAUUUUAUUGAAUUGGACUAUAUCUAAAGGUCUUUAGGUAUAAUUUUCAUUACCAAUAAUUCUAAAACUGUCAAAGCAAAAUUGGCCAGUUUUUAAGUGAAAUUUUCUACAUGAUUGUGCAUCCUUUUAUUAUAAGAGGUCAAUGUUUUUAACAAUCAAUAUUGUAGCCAAGCAUUGGUUACUGAGCUACCAUUUACAGUACAAUCUUUAAACCCUUUCAUAAUGUAACUUGAUUGAAACCAUCUCUUGUCAUCUGUUGACUCUAUUUCAUUAAACUCUACUUCUUCAUCAGUAUUUAGUUGGUCAAUAUUGACAUUGAUUGCAUCGCCAAAGAUCUGGAACUUGUGACAGCAUGAAACAUUUUGAUGAUUUUGAGUCCUAAAGUCUAGACAAACAAUCUUACAACUUCUAGGCAGUCUGUAUCCAUCCACCGAUAAAAAGGUGUCAGCACAGACCACAUCCUGAUUGUUGGAAAUGUUCUUUUUAAUAAAAAUGUACAUGUUUGUUGGUGACAAAGUAUUGAAGAAAAUCUGACUUAGUUUGUCAGAUGUCACUAAUGUUCUGAAACAAAAAGAAAUACAAUAAAUAUGCUGGUAAUAACUCAUGUUCAAUUUUGUCCUCAUAAUUUUCUAGCUUUAGUCAUUCAGACUGUAAAAUGCAAAACUAAUUUAACAUUCAAUAGUUUUCCACUGAAGAUCCUACCCUAUAAAAUUGUAAUACUUAUUGUUUUAAAGAAUAUUGACCAUAUCUUUUGAAUGUAAUUAAUCUUCUUUUUCCUCUUCUUGACUAGUUGUAAAGACUAAUAUGUGUAAUAUAAAAUUUUCUAAUAUCAAAUAGGCUCAAUUGAAUCUCAGUUCAUUCAUUAUCUUUCAAUAAAAAAUACCUCAUCUGGGAUAAAGUAA